Messenger RNA from Nematolebias whitei (Rio pearlfish), 6337 nucleotides. It is a transcript of the gene lama4, whose product is annotated as laminin, alpha 4. The record is from RefSeq and is a predicted model, not a curated record. Bases 348 to 5987 code for a protein of 1879 amino acids. The transcript has 40 exons. Gene Ontology annotation, biological process: regulation of embryonic development; cell adhesion; regulation of cell adhesion. Gene Ontology annotation, molecular function: signaling receptor binding. Lineage: Eukaryota; Metazoa; Chordata; Actinopteri; Cyprinodontiformes; Rivulidae.
GUGUGAUUUAGGCCCAGCUCAGCGGAGAGGCAAACCCACAAAGGGAGAGGAAUAAGGGCAGGGAGAGAGAGAGAGAGAGAGAUAGAGAGAGAGAGAGAGAGAGAGAGAGAGAGAGAGAGAGAGAGAGAGAGAGAGAGAGAGAGAGAGAGAGAGAGAGAGAGAGAGGGAGGAAGUCCAUACAAGUUAGUUUUGCAGGACCCAGUCAGGGCCGGGACAAGAGGCAUUGCUGCAUCUGGACAUCUGGAGAGUAGAGAAACAAAGCCAGGCAGAGAAGCAGAACAAAAAGAUCUGCCCAGAGGACAUUGACCAAAACAGGGACGGGGGGGGAUUGCCAGGGAAAUUCAAACAUGGCUGCUAGAUUUCUGUCCAGUCUCUGCCUUCUCUGCAUCCUCCUAGGAACUGACUGUCAAGCUUCUGCCGCCAGAAUGGGAGAGCAGCAGCAGACUGGGCUCAAAGUGUGUGGAAAGGGUUUUUUCCUGAGUGAACAAAAUAUUUGUUUACCAUGUAACUGCAAAGGCCAAGCUGACUACUGUGAAGACAUCACCGGUGUUUGCAUAAACUGCAGGGACCACAGCACGGGGGAUUUCUGCGAAAUGUGUGAUGAUGGCUUCAUCCUGACUCUCAGUGAGGAUGGGCGACAUACCUGCAGACCUUGCUCCUGCCCUCUGUCCCUUCCCUCCAAUAAUUUUGCCGUGCACUGUGACAGAGCAGCUGCCAUGCUGAGGUGCAAAUGCAAAGAAGGCUAUGCAGGACACAUCUGUGAGAGGUGUGCCCCAGGUUACUAUGGAAAUCCAAUGGCGAUUGGUGGUUCCUGCAAGAGGUGUGACUGUAAUGGUAACACGGACCCCAACCUGAUCUUCAACGAAUGUCACAACAUUACAGGCCACUGCCAGCACUGCUGGGGAAACACGGCUGGAGCCAACUGUGAGAGGUGUGCCCCGAAUUUCUAUGGCGACGCCAUCACUUCCAAGAACUGCAGAGAGUGUAAAUGCAGCAAAUGUGGCACAUCUUCAUGUGAUGACAGGACAGGAGUGUGUCACUGCAAGCCGGGAGUCACUGGACAAUUUUGUGACCAAUGUGAGGAGGGGUACUCCGGCUUCUCCAGCUGUCAGGGCUGUCGAAGAUGUGAAUGUGGGCCAGCCUCCAUUCGCUCCACUUGCCAUCCUCUCACCCACAGCUGUCCAUGCCGCCCGGGGGCUGGAGGUCGUUACUGCGAGCGCUGCCUCCCAGGAUACUGGGAUUACAGUCCUUCCGGCUGCAAGAAGUGUGACUGUGAGAGCGGCCACUGUGACAUGCAAACAGGCGAGUGCAUGGCAGAGGCUGCUGUCAACAUGUGCAACAACAGUUGUGAUAACUGUAUAUGGCAGCUGAAUGGGGACCUGAAGCAAUCCAUUAAGACGCUGGACCAGCUGAAGGUUGGAGUGCUGAACAUCUCCUCUGGUGCUGCUGCUUACGACAGGCUCAAAUACUAUAACUACACAGUCCAUCAACUACAGAGGCAGUUUCAAAGCUGGCAAAACAAGUCAUCUGUGAUGAAGACUCAGACGGCCGAGCUGGAGGGGGCCGCGGACACGGUGGGGACGGACAUCAAAGAGCUCACAGAGUCGGAGAGCUUGGUGAAGAGUCUGGGAAACAGUUUGGACAAAAAGACAGAGGAGACCAUCAACUUGGCCGAGCAGCUCAUCACAAACAUGUCUGAUCUCAACACUCUCAUCGAAGAUAUUAUCAAUGACUGGGAACUGUACAGUGUUCAACAAGAGGUGAAUCCAGAGCUGGUCAGACAAAGAACUGAAGAAGCCCAGGAAAUGGUCACUUGGAUGAGGAGGCUGGACCUGUCACCACAAGAACCUAUCGCCAUGGACGAAUCAACCGAGGCUCAUGACUUGCUGAGGCGCAUUCGUCAGAUGGAGAAAAAACUGACGGUUACAGAGGGCCGCCUUCCGUCCAUCAGAGAAGUCAUGUCUAACUUUGUCUCCAGACUGUCAGACACUAAUAAGUUUCUUGAAGAUGCUGCCAGAACUGUGUGGGAUACCGAGGACAAAAACAAAGCCAGCCUGCUCCUGUUUAGCAGGAAAGAGGCAAAGCAUCAGAGGUUAAAUGAGGAUCACUCAUCUGUCAACAGCACAUUGGAAACAGGCAGAAGUUUUGUCUCUGAAGUUGAGAAGACAGUGGCUCAGGUGGAUGAGCUGGUGAAGAACAUGACAGAGUACCAUGCUGCCAUUGAUGGUGCCAGUCAGAAGCUGACAGAAAGGUCGGAGCGCCUCUCACUGGCAGACAGAGAUCUGGUUCAGAGGGCCGAUUAUCAUGCUGCAGAGCUGGACCGGCAGGCCAAUGAGCUGGAGGAGGAUCUGAAAGAAAGUGAUGCUAAUGGUUUUGUCCAGAGAGCCAUCAGUGCUGCCAAUGUUUACAAUAACAUUAUAAAAUACAUAGAUGACGCCAACAUCACCUCCCUCACCACCUUCAACUUAUCAAGGAGAGCUGAAGAUGCCGUUGCUGGGAUUAACACUCAGCUUGGAAACCUGGUCACACAAAGCAACUUUCUUUUCAAGAACACUGUUUCCUUACAUUCAGAACAACAUGAGACAGAAAGUGAGGUGGUGGAUGCACUGACGUACAUAGAGGAGACCCAAGAGACUAUGGAGAAAAACAAGAAGAAACUUGAAGAAAUAGCUGACAACAUUGGGGAAAUUCAAAGAGACAAAACACAGCAGCGUCUAAAUUUUACCUUGAGCGUGGCUGAAACAACUCUGAACCGCUCGGCAGAAGUCCUUCAGACGAUCACUCCCAUCAGCAGCAGGGUAGAGGAAUGGGCCAGCAACAUGAGAAACAAUGAAUACUCUACAGCUGCUUAUGAGCAGGCUGUCACUUCUGCAGGAGAAGCAGUGGAGAACCUGAACGUGCUUGUGCCGGAACUGCUGGACAAGCUGAAGGUGGUUGAGGAAAAGAAACCCGUCAACAAUGUGACCACCAACAUCAUGAGAGUCAGAGAGCUCAUCUCCCAGGCCAGAAGUGUAGUCAGAAAAGUCCAGGUGUCUAUGAAGUUUAAUGGUCAGUCUUCAGUGGAGGUGCAUCCACACUACAACCUGGAAGAACUGAAGACAGUGACAUCUAUCAGUCUGUUUGUCAGGGUGGACCCAGACAAGGACCCCAUAGAAGACAGGUUCAUCCUAUACUUGGGAGACAAAAAUGGUAGGAAGGACUACAUGGGUUUGGCCAUUAAGAAUGACAACCUAGUGUUUGUGUACAACCUUGGAAGUGAAGACGUUGAGAUCCCUCUGACGUCCAAGCCUGUCAGCCAGUGGCCUGCAGUCUUUAAUCACAUCAGAAUAGAAAGGCUGGGCCGACAUGGGAAAGUUCUCCUGACCAUCCCCAGCCAGGGCUCCACAGAUGAGCAGAAGUUUAUCCACAAAGGUGAAGCUCCAGGAACUAACUCCCUGUUUGACAUUGACCCCAAAACUUUUGUGUUCUUUGUUGGGGGUGUCCCAGCUGAUGUCAAGCUGCCGCCACCUCUGAGUCUUGCUCCUUUUGUGGGCUGCAUUGAGCUGUCUUCCCUGAACAAUGGGAUUAUCAGUCUGUACAACUUCAAAGAGACUCACAACAUGAAUGUUGAUACGUCUGUGCCAUGUGCCAGGUACAAAUUGGCGUUCUCAGAGAGUCGCAUUGCAAGCUACCUGUUUGAUGGACGGGGCUAUGCUCUCAUCAAUAAUAUGGAGAGGAGAGCAAAGUUUGGUGUUGUCACAAGAUUUGAUAUUGCAGUGCGAACAGUAAUGAAGAACGGUAUCAUUUUCCUCAUGGUCAACGGGGAUCAGUUUUUCCUGUUGGAAAUAAAGAAUGGCUUCCUGCACCUGAUAUAUGACUUUGGCUUCAGCAAUGGGCCAAAGCGUUUUGAAGAUAACGUACCAAAACGUCAAAUAAAUGAUGCAAGAUACCAUGAGGUGACAGUGAUCUACCAUCAGUCUAAGAAGGUGAUCUUACUGGUGGACAAGAGUCAUGUUAAAACAAUUGAUAACCCUAAAACCACACUGCCCUUCUCAGACAUCUAUAUAGGCGGGGCUCCCUCCAGCCUAUGCAAAGUCAGGCCAGAGCUUUCAUCUGUGGUUGGUCUGAAGGGCUGUGUGAAAGGAUUCCAGUUCCAGAAAAAAGAUUUCAACUUACUGGAAGAGCCUGACUCCAUUGACAUCAGCAGCGGCUGCCCAGAGGAGUCCUUUAUGUCCCACGAAGCUCAUUUCACUGGAGAGAGCUAUCUGGGGUCGACAGCAAAGAUUUCACCGUUUGACAGCUUUGAGGGAGGCCUCAACUUCAGAACGCUUCAGCCCAGUGGGCUCUUGUUCUACCACAGCCAAGGGUCGAACGAGUUCAGCAUCUCCCUGGAGAAUGGAGCAGUGGUGCUGAACAACAGAGGAACUAAAGUCAAAUCACACAAGAAACAAUACAGUGAUGGAAGGGCACACUUCUUGCUGGUCUCAAUGAACAAUCACAGGUAUUCACUGUUAGUAGACGACAAAGACAAGCAGGAGAAGAAACGUCCAUCAUCUGCCUCAGUGUCCACAUCAGACUCUUCUGCAAAGACCUUCUACUAUGGAGGGUCUCCAAGCAGCAGCUUCAGGAACUUCACAGGCUGCAUCAGCUACGCUUACAUCAACAGACAAGACCAAGACAUCGAAGCUGAGGACUUUCAGAGGUACACAGAGAAGGUGGGAGUCUCUGUGCAGGACUGUCCAGUACAGCAUCCUCCUGCUGCGCUGCAGUCGAGGCAGAGAGACAACGUCUCCAGAGCCAGACACAGUCAGUCACAGAAGGUUACCAGAGAUAAGUUCAGCUUUCCUCCAAACCUGAAGCAGCACAGGAGUGAUGACCAGGAUCCAUCAGAGCCACAGACUCUGUCCUGUUACCUGUCCUCGAGCCCACGAGCAACACACCGAGCCUUCCACUAUGGCGGCAUUGCCAACAGCAGGCAGCAUUACUCUGACCUCCCUGACUCUUUCUCUGAGAGGUUCAACCUGUCCGUGUCCCUGAAGACCCAGUCUUCUUUUAGCCUUAUCUUUUAUGUGUCUGACGUGCAAGAAGACAACUUUAUAGCUCUGGUCCUGACCCAUGGAAAACUUGUAUACACAUUCAACGUCGCAGACAAAAGAGUAAAAAUCAAGACGGAGAAGAGAUAUAAUGAUGGUGCAUGGCACAAUCUUGUUUUGAUUCGUGAUGGGAGUUUUGGUCGGUUAAUAAUUGACGGGCUCACAAAGCUGGAAGACACAGUUCAGGGAAGCAGCAUUCCCUGGAGGGUCAGCGACUCCCUCUUCAUUGGAGGCGUUCCCCCUGGAAGAGCUCAAAGGAAUAUUCAGAGAAACACUGUUUACAGCUUUACUGGCUGUCUGAAGAACCUCCAGCUGGAUGGACACCAGCUGUCCUCUGUAGCAGAGACAUUUGGGGUCACACCUUGCUUUGAGGGCCAAUCUGAGGCAGGAACAUACUUCUCAGAAGAAGGAGGAUACGUCGUCCUGGAUGAAACUUUUGAGCUGGGGCUCAGAUUUGAGCUGGUGAUGGAGGUGCGCCCCCGUGUGGCAUCAGGAGUGCUACUGCAUGUGCGUACUGCAGAGGGCUACUUCAUCAUCUACAUUCAUCAGGGGGCGGUGGUUGUUCUUGUAAAUGAUGGCAAACACGAGUUCUUUACAGAAGUAUCACCAAGCCAGAGUGUGUGUGAUGGUUCCUGGCACCAAAUUACAGUAAUUCGAAAUGGCAACGUUGUCCAGCUGGACGUAGACUCUGAGAUUCGCCAUGCUGUGGGGCCUGUGAAUCCCAGUUCCACAGACACAAAGAAGCCAGUGUUUAUUGGUGGAGCUCCAGAUCUGUUCCUCCCAGACAGCAUUGCCACCAGGAAGCCCUAUGUGGGCUGCAUGAGGAACGUGAUCAUCAACCAGAGCCAGGCAAGCCUCAGCAAGGCAGUUCUGGUCAGUGGAGCUGUCAGCAUUGGAACCUGUCCAGCAGCAUAACACUUUUAUCAAUAACCAUCUCAAACGGCAGUGACCCCAUUCUUAGAAUUUUUGUCUUAAACAUACCCUCUAAAAAUAUCAACUUUUGUUUUAUUUUGGUUGAUGCAUAUUUAUGUCUAUUAUAUUGUUUUGUAUCACAAAAAAAUGACCAAAACAUCCAAAUUAACAUGAUCUUGUGUGAACUGAAUAUGAACUGCAUUAUCCUGUGAAUUUAUUUAGAAUGGAAACGUCCUUUAUUCACACACUCCAGUGCAUGAAAUACAAACACACUUAAUUUUAUCCUUCAGGAGAGCACGAUCACUUUCUGUCAUCUUUUUGACAGGAUUUUUAUUACAGACUCCAUAUGAAAA